GUCUUUAAUCUGUUAAAAAUAUUAAUAAUACGAAAAAAGUUCUCUUCAUAAUCUGUACUCAGCGGAAGAGCGCUGAUUGGCUGUUCGAAUCACGCAUCCUCUGCCCCGUAAACUAAUUCCCGUACCGUGUGAUUUCAUUCUUAUUAAUUUCCAUACUCAUUGUUUCAACGCCGUAGGGUCGUAUCGUCCCCUCAACCUCAACUCAUUUGAGAAACAAGUACCAAAGUACCAAUUUGACUUGUAUGUAUGAUCGGUUUGUCACCGUUCUGUGUUCCUUUUAAGCCAGCGAAUUGUAAGAUGGAAAUUAUAAAGGGUAAAAGAGAAGGAACUGUAAAGUAUAUAUAUGAUGGUUAUACUUAUCAUUUAGAUAAACGUAAUAAUAUUUAUCGUUGCGCUAAUCGAAAAUUAGCUAAAUGUAACGCUUGUGUAAUGAAGAAAAAUGAUAAUUUUAUUAUCAAACAUUCUCACAAUCAUGAAGAGAAUCCACAGCUCGUCGAUAUUAUUAAGAUGAAAAAUGAUAUGUUAGUUAUGUCGAAAGAAACUGGUUUGCGACCAAAAGAAAUAUUUGAUUUUGUUUGUCGAAGUAAUCCACUUGUGGGUUCACAUAUUACGUAUUCAUCAAUGAGAACAAUUCUGCAUCGAACAAGAAUGAGCUCUUUUCCUCCUAUACCAAAUUCUAUGGAAAAAUUGAAAGAUUGUUUGCUCAAUUAUGAGUCAUUGAAAGAUGUAUAUAAAGGAAAUGUUACAUCUACUAAUAAUGAAAUGGCUAUUAUCUUCAGUACAAAUGUUUUAUUAGAUGCAUUAUCAGUAUCUACAGAGAUAUAUGUAGAUGGAACAUUUUCUGUAGUUCCACAAUUUCCACUUAUUGCACAAUUAUAUACUAUACAUAUUCGUUACAUGGAAACAAGCAUUGCUGCAGUGUAUAUCUUGUGCGAAAAACGGACCACAUCUAUGUAUAACGCUAUUUGGAAAAGGAUUAAAGAAUUAGCACCUAAUCUUGAAAAAAAUCUAGAGUUUAUAAUGUCAGACUAUGAAGUAGCAGCAAUGUCAUCAAUGAAUGAAAAUUUUCCUCAAUCAAAAAUUCAUGGUUGCUGGUUUCAUUUUAACCAGGCUAUUUUGCGCAAGUGGCGUCAAUUAGGCCUUAUAGAAGCUCCAUCAGAUUUAUUGAGCAUUUCAAUGAAUAUACCUUUAUUACCGGCUAAUUUAUUUCCAAAUGCCUAUGUAAUAAUGGAAGGUGUUGCUAAUUCUUUAUAUUCGCAAUAUUCUAAUAUAUUAAAGUUUCUGAAAUAUAUGUCCGAUAAUUGGUUAUCAAAAGCGGAAAAAGUUAGCACUUUUGGUUGCCCUGUAAGAACGAACAAUAGUGUGGAAAGUUUCCAUAAAAUAGCUGCACAAAAACUUCGAAAACCACAUUCAAAUAUAUGGAUAUUUUUAGAUAAUUUGAAAAAUUUAAUUAUCGAUCAAGAAAUAGAUUUCUCACGUGUGCAAGAAGGUUUAAAUCCUCGACGUAUACAUAUGCGUGCAAAUCGGGAAAGAAAUACAAAAAUUGUGAACGCACAAACUGCUCUCAUAGAAGGAAGGUUACCUCUUCAGCAAUUUUUAUAUAUGUUCCGUUCAUUUAACAAGCAAUAUUUACAUCAAACAGAAAAAGAAAAUUUUGAAGAAGGAACAUUACAAGAAGAAUGCAAUAAAGUUCCACUUAAAGAGCUACAUAUAAGGUUAUCAAGAAUUGAUAAACAUAAUAAUUUACAUAAAAGAUUUAAAAAAAGUACAAAUAAUAAAAGAAAUACAAGAGGAAAAUGCUCGUCCAUAAUAAGAAUAUAAUCUGAACAUACUAAAAUUAUAUGUCAACAGAAGAUUGAAAGUGAAAAAGAGGUGAUGAUGAAGACAUUUAUCACAUCCCUUUAGACGAUUACGGUAAUAUAUUUUCGGAUGAAGAUAAUGAAAAUAUAGAUGUUCCGUAUCAUCCAGUGCAACAAUCCAAUGACACACGUACACCUGAUUGCUGUACUAUUUGCUUAGUUGAAAAAGCUGAUCAUAUCUUCGUCUCGUGUGGCCAUUUAUGUUGUUGUGGGGAAUGUAUCUUACAGUUGCAAUCUAAAAAAUGUCCUAUUUGCAAUGUAAAUUAUACGUCAUAUUUAAAAGUAAGAGUUCCAUAAAAAAAGCAAUCCAAAUGUAAUAUUCAGUAUUAAUAGUAAUAAUUUUAUAAAAGCUUUCACACAAAAAUUUUAUAACUUAUGUUUACUAAGAAUUUCUUUAAUUAUAAAAAUAUUUAGAAUAGUUAUUAACAUUACUUAAAUAUCUUUAAACGUUUAAGAAUUUAAUAAAUGUUUUUUCCUAAGCGUUUACACAAAACAAAUCUCAAAUUAUUUGAUAUUUAUCUAAGUGAUAAGAGAAAAACCAAAUUAUCUGAUAGCAAAUUAUCUAAAAUAACUAUAGUUAUUUGUAAAGACUAAUGUCAUAA
Messenger RNA from Pseudomyrmex gracilis, 2461 nucleotides. RefSeq lists its product as uncharacterized. The transcript has 10 exons. NCBI's taxonomy places the organism in Eukaryota, Metazoa, Arthropoda, Insecta, Hymenoptera, Formicidae. Bases 247 to 1821 code for a protein of 524 amino acids. The record is from RefSeq and is a predicted model, not a curated record.